Molecule: messenger RNA, 2388 nt
Organism: Coniosporium apollinis CBS 100218
Lineage: Eukaryota; Fungi; Ascomycota; Dothideomycetes
Exons: 2
Coding region: 1-2388 (795 amino acids)
Biological process (GO): regulation of transcription by RNA polymerase II
Cellular component (GO): mediator complex
Molecular function (GO): transcription coregulator activity
Source: RefSeq, a predicted model, not a curated record
AUGGCAACACCAAUCAACCCCUCCCAAAAACACCCCCUGCCCCCCAACGCCGCAACCCCUAACCUCAGCUCCUCCCACCUCGCCGCGCCCUUCUCCUCGCCCGCGCCGCGCUCCGUCCCCUCCCCCGCCGCCCACCGCAGCGUCCCCGCGACAGGCGCCUCGGCGCAGACCGCGCACAAUGCGCCGACUGUUGGCUCCACGGGCUCUGGACCUGGCACGGGGCCGGGGACGGGACCGGCGAGCGCGCCCGCGGGGAACAAGCUGCUGGGCUCCUCCCCGGCGGGCAUGGCGCUGAACUUCGACUCCCCGUCCACGAUGAACUUGCUGGAUGUCAAUAUGGGCGUUGGCGGGAUGGGAGGGGUGGGCAUGGGGCUUAGCAUCAGCGGGAUGAAUGGGCUGGGCUUGGGGCUGGGGAUGUCGGGGAUGGGUAUGGGCAUGGGGCUCUCAUCCUCUGGCGGCCGCAACGACGAGGAAGAUGUGCGGAAACGGUUGCUGGGUAUCAUCGAAAGAGUGGGUAGUCGCCCGGGGCUCGUGAGUGAGGAAGGCGUCGAGAGGGUGUGUAGGAGGUUGGGGCUCGAUUGGUAUGCGGAUGAGGGGAAGGCGGCACAGGGAACCAAAGACCCGUUCCCGUCGACUGCGGGGACGAAGUUUAUGCUCGAGUUGGAUUUCUCUGGGAGAACGCCGAGCUGUAGGGAACUCAGGUAUGGGGCGAAUUGGGAGGGGAAGGAGGAGCAUGCGGAGAGGGGGAAGAGGAUAUUGCAGAGGGAUUUGAGGCCGGUGGAUGAGAAGUCGGCACUGGGGAAUACGCUGGAUAGGUUCGCGGGGAACUUGGGGAGGCUGGCGAAUCUGAAUAGGUUGAGUACGGAGGAGGUGGAUUGCUUCGAGGUUGUGGCGGGGGUCUAUGUGAGUCUCAAGAGGCUGUUUGAGCAUGAGAAAAAGGCGGCUAUGGCACUCUUGGAUCCGGUCGCGGCGGACGCAGACGAGAAAGCGGAAAGAGAGGUUAUGUGCAAGAGGAGUGGCAGACCCAGGAUGAACGUUGGCAAGACGCUUGGCCUGUCGCUGCAGUACUGGAUGGACCGACGACAUAUACGCAGGCGUAGAGCUCGCCUGACCUCGACACCUGCGAAGGCCGCCACGCGGAUGGAUAUCGAUCAGAAGCCAGAUGUUGAAGAACCGGAGGAGAUCUACUCCCUCACGAUCGAAUGCGAAUCAUCGCCGGCAGAACUAUAUCCCCCCAUACGGAAAUCUGAUGCGUGGAUCUCUGAAGCCAUUGAGAAGUCAUCACACGACAUUUUCAGCACUUCCAACAUCGACUGGCUCGAGCCACCGUCUACGUACGAGACACCUCCAUCAUUAGAUGCGACGCAAGCCAGUGCAAUGUCGUUAGACGCUAACAACACGGGCAAGCUCCCAAACGUCCGCUUCGUUGCUCGCCUGAACCCACCGCUUGUGGUACCGCUUAACAUAGCGGUCCAAAUACACAGCUCAGUUGGGACAGAGAUACCUCCGGGUUCGAUCCUGCCGACCAUGUUCGAGGAUCUACUGCUAAAACGAGACGACACAGACGCGGCUAAAGCGACUGGGGUUGGAGAUGCCAAAGAGAUCAGGAGCGAGACCGAAGUGUUCGUGGCUGGUAGGGACGGUACCGGGACUAAGCGGCGGCAUGUAAACGGGCUGUUUGUGCCAAAGUCGGGUUACUAUGGCUGCAUACUUGAGGAAGUCCCUUUCAGGCACCCGAGAGAGAUUGUAGAGAUCUUGCCCGUCCUCCGCCAACACGCUUUCCUCAACUCCCUCCUCCGCUCGACGUUCCUCCCUGCUGACUCAGCCUCCGCAAUAUCCUCCAACGGUACUACCGUGAGCGCCCUACCAUCGCUCGCCCUCGACAUCACCCUCUCCGCAUACCCAACCCCAACUCUCACGCUCGUCUUCCCGCCACCGUCUUCUCAGCCAUCACCACCAACUAUCAUGGCUACAAACGGCGUUACCUCGUUGUCUACUGACGAGCUCCCUGCGCCCCACGAGAACGGCCUCACGAAUGGCGACAGCGACAAUGACGACAACGAGGAUAGCACCGACGACGAUGACGAGAACACGCCCGUCGCCAUCACCCUGCAGAUCCUUCCCAACGCCGAUGUCCUUGUCCUCGAGCAGAAUCUUGUUCCGGCGCUGCCGGCGCAUCCGCCUUUGGCUCUGGCACCCGUGUCCGGGACUAAGGCAGUCGUGCAGCCAGAAGGAGGUAAGGCGGAAGAGGUAAGAGUAGAAAGUCGCGAGGAAUACGAAGAGCGGAAGGCGAGGCUUGAGCAGAGGCUCGCGAGGGCGUUGGAUGUGUGUGGGGAGGUUGGGGUGUGGGUUGAGUGGAUUGGGGGGAUGGGUGGGGUGGCGGGGUGA